Henningerozyma blattae CBS 6284 is the source of this 1221-nucleotide messenger RNA. It is a transcript of the gene GPI8, whose product is annotated as GPI-anchor transamidase. The transcript has a single exon. NCBI's taxonomy places the organism in Eukaryota, Fungi, Ascomycota, Saccharomycetes, Saccharomycetales, Saccharomycetaceae. The coding region runs from base 1 to 1221 and encodes 406 amino acids. Gene Ontology annotation, biological process: protein localization to cell surface; attachment of GPI anchor to protein; proteolysis. The record is from RefSeq and is a predicted model, not a curated record. Gene Ontology annotation, cellular component: GPI-anchor transamidase complex. Gene Ontology annotation, molecular function: GPI-anchor transamidase activity.
AUGAAACUAUCAAAAUGUUUAGGGAUUAUAAUAUCCUUAUUUUCUAUUACUUUAGCUACUUCAGCUUCUAAACACACAAAUAACUGGGCUGUCAUAGUAUCGACCUCCAGAUUUUGGUUUAAUUAUAGACAUAUGGCAAAUGCUUUAAGUAUGUACAGAACAUUUAAAAGAUUAGGAGUACCAGAUUCUCAAAUUAUCCUAAUGUUAAGUGAUGAUGUGGCGUGUAAUUCGAGAAAUUUAUUUCCAGGUAGUGUCUUUAACAAUAAAGAUCGUUUCCUUGAUCUAUACGGUGAAUCUGUCGAAGUUGAUUAUAGAGGAUACGAGGUUACUGUGGAAAAUUUUAUCAGACUAUUGACUGAUAGGUGGACCGAAGAACAACCACCUUCUAAGAGACUCUUAACUGAUGAAAAUUCCAAUAUUUUUAUUUAUUUAACCGGUCAUGGUGGUGAUGAUUUCUUAAAAUUCCAAGAUGCUGAAGAAAUUGCUAGUGAAGAUAUUGCUGAUGCCUUUGCUCAAAUGUAUGAAAAAAAAAGAUAUAAUGAAAUCUUUUUUAUGAUUGAUACUUGCCAAGCCAAUACAAUGUAUUCCAAGUUUUAUUCACCAAACAUUUUAGCUGUUGGUUCAAGUGAGUUGGAUGAAAGUUCGUAUUCUCAUCAUUCAGAUGUUGAAAUUGGUGUUGCCGUCAUUGAUAGAUUCACGUUUGCAAGUUUGGAAUUUUUAGAACAAGUAGAAAAGAACUCAACUUUAACUUUGAAAGAUUUAUUCGAUUCGUACACUUUUGAAAAAGUUCAUUCACAUACUGGUGUUAGAACCGAUUUAUUUGCUAGAGAUCCUAAAGAUGUCUUAAUUACUGAUUUCUUUGCCAGUGUACCUAAUAUUAUUUCUGAUGAAAAUAAUUCAGAUGAAAACACUGCUAGCAAAAAAUUUGCAGAAAAAAUUUAUAAUUUAGCACAGUCUAAUUUUGUGUCAGAAGACUUUUCAGAAACUGACAGAGAUAGUAUUUCCUCAAAGAGAUUAGCAAAGGAGGUCCAUUAUAAAAAAGCGAACAAUAACCAAGUGCAUCAAUUAAAGACAGAAUCAAAUUCAAUGAUUCGAAGUGGUUUAGCUAUAGCAACAGUUUUAGCAAUAAUAAUCUUAAGCACAUUAACUUCCAGUCAAGCUGAAUCGAAUUCAAAAUUAAGAUUAUUUUCCCCUAUUGAUACCACUGAAACUAUCCUAUAA